Messenger RNA from Neoarius graeffei (lesser salmon catfish), 6077 nucleotides. It is a transcript of the gene uggt2, whose product is annotated as UDP-glucose glycoprotein glucosyltransferase 2. Gene Ontology annotation, molecular function: UDP-glucose:glycoprotein glucosyltransferase activity. Gene Ontology annotation, cellular component: endoplasmic reticulum. The record is from RefSeq and is a predicted model, not a curated record. Lineage: Eukaryota; Metazoa; Chordata; Actinopteri; Siluriformes; Ariidae. Bases 13 to 4425 code for a protein of 1470 amino acids. The transcript has 39 exons.
CAGGACCCCUGAAUGGCGGCGUCCAGUGAAACCAGGCAUCAGACAAUGAGGAUCCUUGGCUUGCUGCUUGUCCUGAUGCAAUUGCAAUGUGCACACUCGGCACCAAAGGGAGUCACGGCCAGUCUGAAGGCCAAGUGGCCCCUGACUCCACUUUUACUGGAGACAAGUGAGUUUAUUGGCGAAGAAGGAGAUGACAAGUUUUGGAAAUUUGUUGAUACUGUGAAGGAGUUGACUGUGUACAAAAAUGGAGAAUCUGCCAGAUCAUACUAUAAUCUGAUCAUUAAAAAAGCUGGUCAGUUCCUGACUGAUCUUCAGGUCAGCCUGCUGAAGUUUGCACUGUCGCUAAGAGCCUACUCACCUGUAGUACAGGCAUUCCAACAGAUUGCCAGUGAUGAGCCUCCACCAGAUGCUUGCUCUGCCUUCGUCUCCAUCCAUGGCCAACAUGCGUGCAGCACCAAGAACAUGAAGAAACUCCUGAAGGGUGCCUCAGGCAGGCCAAAUCCGUACUUGUAUAAGAAUGAUCAUAAGUAUCCAGGGGUGAACAGGACAGAUCUUCCUGUCGUCAUACUUUAUGCUGAAAUCGGCACCAAAAAGUUCAACGCAUUCCAUAAGGUUCUUUCUGAGAAGGCAGAAGAGGGGAAGCUAAUCUAUGUGCUGCGCCAUUUUGUCGCUGAGCCAAAGAAGCAGCACAUGCUUCUGUCUGGAUAUGGUGUGGAACUCGCUAUUAAAAGUACCGAGUACAAAGCUGUGGAUGAUACACAAGUUAAAGAUUCAAAAUCAACAGCCACUUAUGAAGAGGACGACACAGAUGACGUUCAGGGCUUUUUAUUUGGAAAAUUAAGGGACUCUCAUCCAGAACUGCGGGAGCAGUUAGGAGAAUUGAGGAGACAUCUGUUGGAAAGCAUGAAUGACAUGGCGCCUCUCAAAGUGUGGGAGCUACAAGACCUGAGUUUCCAAGCAGCAACCCGGAUCAUGUCUGUGCCAAAGUUCGAUUCCCUCAAACUGAUGCGAGAUCUCAGUCAAAACUUCCCCAGCAAAGCAAGAUCACUGACCAGAGUGGCUGUAAACCAAGAAAUGAGGAAAGAAAUCGAGGAGAACCAAAAGCGACUGAGCAAAUCUCUGGGAAUCCACCCUGGAGACUCUAGUCUCUACAUUAAUGGAAUGCACAUUGAUCUGGACCUUCAUAACCCCUUCAGCAUACUGGACAUCAUCCGAGGAGAGGCAAAGCUUCUGGAGGGGCUUCAUAGCCUUGGCAUCAUGGGCACCGCCUUGAGCAAAUUUCUUCGCCUUCCCGUGACCACAGUGGAGGACAGCUAUGCGCUGGACAUCCGGCAUGCUGCAAUAAUGUGGGUUAAUGAUAUUGAAACAGACUCCACAUACCGGAACUGGCCCUCCAGCGUUCAGGAGCUGCUCAGAGCCACGUUUCCUGGUGUGAUUCGACAAGUUCGACGGAACUUCUUCAGUUUGGUUCUGUUCCUUGACCCAGUUCAGGAAGACAGCAUUGAGCUAGUCAAAUUAGCCGAGCUUUUUUACAAGCACAAGAUUCCUCUCAGGAUUGGAUUUGUCUUUGUUGUUAAUGAAGAUGAAAAGGUGGACGGUUAUAAGGAUGCUGGUGUUGCUUUCUUCAGAAUGUUGAACUAUAUCACAGAGGAGUAUGACAUAACCCAGGCUUUCUUCUCCAUGGUGUCUAUGUAUAACAAAGUGGAUGUUGGAGAUUCCUUAUCAGUUGACGCUGUGACAGCAUAUCUGAAGAAGAAAUUUCCAAAAGCUAAUGCUGCCAAAAUCCUUGGGAUGGACUCAGUCUAUGAUGAUAAUAGAAAGGCUGGGACAGUUUUCUACAGAAAGAGUGGGCUUGGCUCUCUUCCUGUGGGUCUGUUUAAUGGGGUUCCACUCAGCACUGAGGAGAUGGACCCAGACGAAUUGGAGACCAUCCUGCUCCAGCACAUCAUGGAUGCAACUAACUUCUUCCAGAAAGCCGUUUUCACGGGUCAGAUCUCUGAAGGUACGGAUGUGGUGGACUUCCUGAUGGAGCAACCUAACGUUGUGCCACGCAUUAACCCUCUUAUUCUAAGCUCAGACAGGCGGUAUCUGGACUUCACAGCAUCUCCAGUUGCGGAUGACUGGGAUGAUUCAGUCAUGUUCUCAUAUCUGGACUCCAAGGACAAGACAGCAGUUGUUUCAAAGAGAAUGAAGUAUUUAACAAAGCAUGAAGAAGAGAUGGUGUGUGGAGUAACCUUUUGGAUUAUUGCGGAUGUUGAGCAAGCUUCUGGAAGGCAGAUUCUUCUAAAUGCGUUAAAACAUAUGAAGUCCAGUAGUUCCAGUUGCCGUGUUGGUGUGCUUAAUAACCCCAGUGACCAACCCACUGAAGACAACAGUGGCUUCUACAGAGCUAUCUGGGCCUCCUUUCUCACACAGAGCACCAAGAAUACCCUCGAUUUCACCUUAAAACUUCUUAAAGAAGAGACCGUGCAGCUCCUCACACGGGGCACCAAGAUUAAAGAUCUACUUUUAAAGGGCAUGGACCAGGAUGCCUUUGAGAAGAAGUUCAACACUAUGGAGUUGGGCUUUUUGCACAGCCAGCAGAGAUUCUGUCAGCAGGUGCUGAAGGUGAAGGCAGGGCAGACGGCUGUGGUCAGCAAUGGCAGGGUCCUGGGUCCAUUUGCAGAAGGAGAGAAGUUCAGCACAGAUGAUUUCCACUUGCUGGAGAAAGUCACGCUCAGCACCUCGGCAGAGAAGAUCAAGGCAAAAGUAAAGCAAAUGAGCUUGACACCCAAAAAUGCAUGUGAUCUUAUUAUGAAAGUGGAUGCUCUUCUGUCAGCUGCUCCAAAAACAGAGGCCAGGAAGGAGAUCAAAUUUCUCAAAGACAAACACAGUGUUUUGCACCUUUCCCCACGGGAAGAUGAGGUGUUUUUUGAUGUGGUUGCAACUGUGGAUCCUCUCACAAGGGAUGCUCAGAAGUUGGCCCCGUUAUUGAUCGUGCUUGGUCAGGUGGUAAAUAUGAGGGUUCAAUUGUUCAUGAACUGCAGAGCCAAGCUGUCAGAGAUGCCCAUGAAGAGCUUCUAUCGUUUUGUGAUGGAAGCGGAUAUGGUUUUCUUCGGGAAUGACACACUGUCACCCGGCCCGAUGGCUCGCUUCACUGAGAUCCCAGAAUCCCCAUUGCUUACACUGAACAUGAUCACACCAGAGAGCUGGAUGGUGGAAGCAGUCCAGAGCCCAUACGACCUGGACAACAUUCACCUACAAGAGGUCAGUGGCAUGGUAAAUGCAGAGUACGAACUGGAGUACCUGCUGCUGGAGGGCCACUGUUUCGACCUGUCCACAGGCCAGCCUCCACGAGGACUGCAGUUUACACUUGGCAUGAAGCAGGAGCCACUCAUGCACGAUACCAUCGUUAUGGCCAACCUGGGAUAUUUCCAGCUGAAGGCAAACCCGGGUGCCUGGAUCCUGAGGUUACGUAAGGGACGUUCUGAAGACAUUUAUCAGAUACAGGCGCACGAUGGAACAGACUCCCCUGCAGAUGCUAGAGAUGUUAUAGUGAUGCUCAACAGCUUUCACAGCAAGAUCAUCAAAGUCAGAGUUCAGAAAAAGCCAGACAAACUCGAUGAAGAUCUUCUGAGUGAAUCUACAGAAAACAAAGGCCUGUGGGACUCGAUUACAAGUUUAACAGGCAGUUCCAGCGUUGAUGACAGUGAUACCAAGAAAGAGGACGUGCUCAACGUCUUUUCAGUGGCGUCUGGACAUCUGUAUGAGCGCUUCUUGAGAAUAAUGAUGCUGUCUGUCCUCCAACACACUAAAACCUCUGUCAAGUUUUGGUUUCUGAAAAACUACCUCUCUCCGUCCUUUAAGGAGUCCAUUCCCCACAUGGCUGAAGCCUAUGGUUUCCAGUACGAACUUGUGCAGUACAAGUGGCCGCGUUGGUUGCAUCAACAGACAGAGAAGCAGCGCAUCAUCUGGGGCUACAAGAUCCUUUUCCUGGAUGUUCUCUUCCCUCUAGCAGUGGAUAAGAUCAUCUUUGUGGACGCUGAUCAGAUUGUCAGGGCAGAUCUGAAAGAGCUGAGGGAUUUGGACCUGGAGGGAGCCCCCUACGGAUAUACGCCAUUCUGUGACAGCCGCCGUGAAAUGGACGGUUACCGUUUCUGGAAGACUGGUUACUGGGCAUCCCAUCUGGGUCACAGGAAAUACCACAUCAGUGCACUGUAUGUGGUGGACUUAAAGAAGUUCAGGAAGAUUGCAGCAGGAGAUCGUCUUCGAGGACAGUACCAAGCUUUAAGCCAAGAUCCAAACAGCCUUUCCAAUCUGGACCAGGACCUCCCGAACAACAUGAUCCAUCAAGUGGCCAUCAAGUCAUUACCUCAAGACUGGCUGUGGUGUGAAACUUGGUGUGACGAUGUCUCCAAGGCCAGCGCUAAGACAAUCGACCUGUGAUGGAUAGCUUGACGGACGAAGCGAGGCAAGAGUCACCACGGAGCAUGAUGUUUGCGGAUGAUGAUGUGAUAUGUGGUGAAAGUAGAAAGGAGGUUGAGUUGGGUUUGGAGAGAUGGAGGUAUGCAUUGGAACGAAGAGGAAUGAAGGUGAGCAGGAGCAAAACAGAAUACAUGUGCAUCAAUGAGAACGGGGAUGAGAGUGGAGUGAAGAUGCAAGGUAAAGAAAGUUGGUGAUUUCAAGUACCUGGGGUCAAAUGUGCAGGAAAAUGGGGGCUGCGAUAGUGAGGUGAAGGAUUUCGGGAGUCAUUUGUGAUAGGAAAGUCCCAGCAAAAGUGAAAGGUAAGCUGUAUAAGACAGUAGUGAGACCAGCUAUGAUGUACGGAUUGGAGACCGUACCCUUAACGAAGAGACAGGAGGCCGAGUUGGAGGUGGCGGAGUUGAGGAUGUUAAGGUUUGCGAUGGGAGGUUGGACAGGAUAAGGAACGAGCACAUCAGAGGGACAGCACAUGUGGAGAGCUUGGGAAUGAAGCUAAGAGAGAUGAGAUUGAGAUGGUAUGGCCACGUCCUGAGAAGAGAUGCAGAGCAUGUUGGAAGGAGAAUGUUGAGGAUGGAGCUGCCAGGCACACGAAAACAAGGAAGGCCAAAGAGGAGAUACAUGGAUGUGGUGACAGAGGACAUGAAAGUGGCAGCUGUGGUAGAGAAGGAUGCGGAAGACAGGGAGCAAUGGAGACGAAAGAUCCACUGUGGCGACCCCUAAUUGGGAGCACCCUGAAGAAGAAGAUCUAUAUGAGAGAGAGAGAGGAUAUUAUACAGUUGUGUGAAGAUAUGAAGUUUAUCUUUGGUGAAUGCAUAUAUAUUUUUUCAACAUGAGAAGAUAAACUUCAUAUCUCCGUGCCACCGUGUAAUGUUCUUUAUAUUAUAUGGACACAUGCACACACAAAAAAAUGCAAGUUAAUAAAAGAAUUUUAAUUUUGAACCGGUUCGCCAUUUUGACAACGCGCGUCUAGUGAGCAGGAAAACACUAGGAGUGACAUCAUCAGAGUGAAAUAUCAGAAAUUAUGACAUACAGGACACUUUUUCCAUGUGAUAAAAACAUUUAUUUUUUCGCAGUCUGGUUUCCAUCAAAUCCUGCGCUCUGAGUGGCUGGCGAGCGGGUCCGUAUCCUACCAUACGGACCUCUGGCGACUCGCUCGUUCACAACAACAACAAACAACAUAGUAGCAAUUUUUGUCAACAUUUAUUUUCACACUUCUCAGGAGAAUAGCAUAAAUUUUACAUCAUGGAUAGCGAUAAUGACAGUGUUCACAGCGAAAGCGAGUUUUACUACCCUGAGGAAGACAAAAUAAAAGAAAACAUUUCAGGAGAAAGCUAAAAACCUGUAACUGUUGCUAACGCCAAGCAAAAACAUGGCUGAAUCCUGAAUUACUCAAUUUUGUAUAAAUAAGGGACUACAUAGGCGGCAAAAUGUAGUUUUUUCCCUGCCAUGGAAGUGCACUUGUAUACCGAGGAGGAAGUCAUUUGCAUUACAGACGUGAAUGAGGAUUCAAAAUGGCGGCUCGGCUCGGUUUUCCCUUUCGGGCACUCUCGUUUUCUGUUAGAAUUUGGUAAAGAAAAAACUAAAUAUAUUAUUUACCAGCUUAAAGGGAUAGUUUG